UUACAACAAAUGCAAUCAGAGGAGACAAAAAAGCAUACCAGAAAAAUUGAAGAUUUAAGCAAGCUUAAAGACAAUAGAUCCAAGGCAAGAAGCUUAUAUUUAAGAGAACUAAGAUCAUCUUAUGACAGAAAUCAGUUAGAAAACCAGGAGGAGAGGAGUCAUCCAAAUUUCAGAGAAAGAGAGAUAAGGGAAGAAUUGAAGCACCAAGAUGUGCCAGACGGAGCACCGACUUCUAGCCAGGCUAAUGAAAAUGUUUCAGAUAGUGGAAAAUCCAAACAGACAGAGCACACAAGAGCUCCUAACCACUACACAUUUGUCCAGCAGAAUGCUAGAGAAGAGACAAAGCUUAACAGAAGUCCAGGCUCUCCAAUCUUUAAUGAAAGUUUGAUGAGGACUCCUUCAAAUACUGCCUCUGAUAUUCAUAAGAUUAAGGUAGAGAAUUCUUCUCAGUUCAAAUUAGUCCAAAAUAAAGCAAAUGUUAGUAAUUUGAAAACUCCUCAAAGGACAGAUGAAGAUAACAGCCCACAAGUCAUCGAUGAGCAGGAGGAAGAAAGUGAAGAUGAUUCCCAAAGUGAUUAUACCUCAGAAGGAGAGCUCAACAACUCUCAAGCAAUGGAUUCAGUGAUCCAAAGCGUUAUUAAACUCAAUAAUAAUGAACAUAGCAAUAAUCACUGAUCAAAUGAGUCAUGGAUUGAGCAAGUGCCUGAAGAAGAGGAGAAGAAUGAUACUCAGGAAUAUUCUUCAGUAUCUGAACAACUUGUGAAGGACUGUAGUGACCAAGAUUCAAAAUGCAUUAAUCAGAAGGAAGCCAUGGUAGUUCUUCCUUGCUGCCACAAGUACACUAUCGAAACCUUGAAGAAAAAGUUCCAAGAAAAUAUCAAAAUCAUGAACGAUUAUAAGUGUGACAUCAAAUUCUGCCAGAGAUAUUUUGAGCCUUCCAUGAUUUUAGGGUAUCUGAAAAGUUCUCCUAAAUUAAAGAUCUACCAAUUCGAACAAGAAUGUGAGAAAUCAUUCAAUGCAGGAAAUGGAAUCCUUCUCAUUUGUGAUCACUGCACUUCGAUAGGUUUCUGGAGAAGAUCAGACCCAAAGACAUGUUCUAAGUGUAAUAGGACCAUGAUUGAUGUUGUUAAUGAACAGAACAAGACUAAGAAGAAGAUCAGAGACUACAUUGCUAAGACUAAUGGCAAAGAUAUCUCUUUUAUCGAGCAAGAGUCUAAGAAGUAUCAAGCUCUAUAUGAUCUAUACUUUGACUCUGUCACUAAGAACUUCACUCUGUGUGUAAAAUGUGGGUUUAUGAGAUCAAAAAUUAUUAACCUCGAGACUCCAGACUGCGAGUGUGAAUUUCAGUAACCAAGCAUAACUUCUAAGCUCAUAUAAAAUGAUUCAAUUUCUGUAAUU
This is a messenger RNA of Moneuplotes crassus, 1398 nucleotides long. Lineage: Eukaryota; Ciliophora; Spirotrichea; Euplotida; Euplotidae. The record is from the annotation of a GenBank genome assembly.